AUGAUGCGGGACGCAUCAAUUUCAAUAUCCGGAUCUGGACGCAUCUAUCGUCUCGCCGUCCCUGCACUGCAAGCAAUUGUAACUCACCUUGACCUCCGGAUCGGACGUGAAAAGCUAAAAGUCAUCGUGGACGAGCUUUCCCGUGAUAGAAUGAUGCGGCUCGAAGCGGUUGUAUGCCAGUUUGGCGCAAAUCUUGCCAAAGAAAAACCUUCUGCGGAGCUGAUCCAGUUUAUGUCUGGGCCUGCAGCUGAAAACGAAGAUAGAGAAACUUAUCUCCAGGGAACAAGAGAUAGUUGGGAGAUCAUGUCUGGAUGUGAUGAAACGGCCUAUGAGUUCGCUAUCAAUUUUGAUAGUAUCAGAACUAUGUUGAUACAACGGAUUAGAGACCUUGACAAGAGUAAAGGCGACAUACAGAGCGAUACGAUAAAGGGAACAGACACCCACACGCAAGAGUAUCAAGACUUCCUUGAAUCCGAAGAGAGAGCCUCUGGAAAGAAGCUUGCUAUCGCUGAGGAUGAGCUGUGUGUCCCCAUCAAGCAUCUCUUCACGGUGAAAAACUGA
Messenger RNA from Arthroderma uncinatum, 561 nucleotides. RefSeq lists its product as uncharacterized. Lineage: Eukaryota; Fungi; Ascomycota; Eurotiomycetes; Onygenales; Arthrodermataceae. Bases 1 to 561 code for a protein of 186 amino acids. The record is from RefSeq and is a predicted model, not a curated record. The transcript is spliced from 3 exons.